Solanum tuberosum (potato) is the source of this 261-nucleotide messenger RNA. RefSeq names its product stress-induced protein KIN2. The transcript is spliced from 3 exons. The record is from RefSeq and is a predicted model, not a curated record. Lineage: Eukaryota; Viridiplantae; Streptophyta; Magnoliopsida; Solanales; Solanaceae. The coding region runs from base 7 to 207 and encodes 66 amino acids.
UGCAAGAUGAAUUCAUCUCAGAAAGCCAGUUAUCAUGCAGGAGAGGCUAAGGGUCAAACUCAGGAGAAAGCUAGCCAAAUGAUGGACAAAGCUAGAGAUACUGUCCAAUCUGCCCAACAAUCCGUUCAGGAGACUGGACAACAGAUCAAGGCUAAGGCACAAGGAGCUGCAGAUGCAGUGAAAGAUACUUUUGGAGCAAACAAAUAAAUUAUUGGAAAAAUUCAGUUCUAAUUAGUAAUUUAAGUUCCAUAAAGUGUUGGU